AUGUUCUUGCUAUUGACAGCGCUGUGUUUCCUACUAGUCGGCGUCACCGAAGCUGGACCUGUACAAUGGCGCAUGCCACCAUCAGUGAAGAGGAUGUAUACUGGUUACAUGGCAACGAAUAAUCCUCAUCUGGUGUGGAAUGACACAAUGUCGAAAAUGGCUUUUGAUUGGGUAAGUACACCGGACAGACCAACUGGGAAUUAUUUCCUGAUCGAUGCAGCAGGGCAGUUCCCGCCCGCGUGGCCUCGUACAUCAGUGGAGCAAAAAGUACUUAGAGUGCUCUAUGGAGGUUUCUCGAGAUGGUGGAUAAAGAUAAAGGGACUCGAUAGAGGCACUCCAUAUGGAUGCAAUCAUUUUUAUACCUUAUAUUAUAUGCAUGUUCUGUGCAUCUUUCAAAUCCUCUGA
This is a messenger RNA of Ostertagia ostertagi, 405 nucleotides long. Lineage: Eukaryota; Metazoa; Nematoda; Chromadorea; Rhabditida; Trichostrongylidae. The record is from the annotation of a GenBank genome assembly.